AUGACACAGUCAAAGAAAAACACUAAAAAAAAGGAUAGGAUAUUCUGUUCAAUAAAUACACCGUUCAGUAGAAGAUUGGAAACUGCAGCUGUAACAUGGCAAGUUAGUUGUAUUUUCAUUUUUGCCAUUUUUUCACUAUUCGUACUAGCAAAUCCACUUUUAUUAUUCACUAUAUUUUUUCCAUAUUUAAUAUACUAUGUAUUUGAUAGAACCCCAGUAAACGGCGGCGUUGUUAGAAGGUAUUCAAAAUUUUUCAGGAGUUUGAAAAUAUGGAAAUAUUAUUGUAACUACUUUCCAAUUAAAUUAUACAAAACUUGUGACCUGAAACCUACAUUUACCCCCCAAAACGAACUUGUUGGACCUAAAUAUAUCUUUGGCUAUCAUCCCCACGGGAUAUGUGCAUUGGGUUCAUUCGGCGCUAUUUCCACAGAGGGAGUCAAUUGGAGUCUAAAAUUCCCUGGAAUACCUACUUGUUUAAUGACUCUAGUUAAUGUGUUUAACAUCCCAUUUUAUAGAGAUUAUUUACUGGGCUUGGGUGUGACUGCGGUAUCAAGGCAAAAUGCGAUUAAAGUGCUGAAACAAAAUUAUUCUAUUUGCAUUGUUAUUGGUGGUGCACAAGAGUCUUUGCAUGCUAAAGUUCAUAAGGCUGAAUUAAUAUUAGACAAGAGAAAAGGAUUUGUUAAGUUAGCAUUAGAGGUUGGUAACGUAGGUUUAGUUCCAAUUUUUGCAUUUGGAGAAAAUGAAAUAUAUAAUGUACUCAGUACCGAGAAUAAAUCUUUGACUAGAAGAUUCCAAUUAUGGAUGAAAAAUAGAUGGGGGUUUACCAUACCGCUUUUUUAUGCGAGAGGGAUAUUUAAUUAUGACUGGGGAUUUAUACCCUUUAGACACCCCAUAAAUUUAGUUUUUGGUAAUCCAAUAAUGGUACCCAAACUAGAAAACUUUUCCGAAAAAGACGUUGAUAAUUAUCAUGGACUUUAUGUUAAAGAGUUAAGUAGAAUUUUCAAUGAAUAUAAAGCUAAAUUUGGAUAUAAUGAUGUAGAGUUGGAAUUAGUAGCAUAA
This is a messenger RNA of Saccharomycodes ludwigii, 1059 nucleotides long. It is a transcript of the gene DGA1, whose product is annotated as diacylglycerol O-acyltransferase. NCBI's taxonomy places the organism in Eukaryota, Fungi, Ascomycota, Saccharomycetes, Saccharomycodales, Saccharomycodaceae. Gene Ontology annotation, cellular component: endoplasmic reticulum membrane. Gene Ontology annotation, biological process: triglyceride biosynthetic process. The record is from RefSeq and is a predicted model, not a curated record. The transcript has a single exon. The coding region runs from base 1 to 1059 and encodes 352 amino acids. Gene Ontology annotation, molecular function: diacylglycerol O-acyltransferase activity.